AUAUACCAUUCGAAAUGAGUAGUUUUAUUCGAAGUAACCUAUGUCUUUAACCCUCGGUUACUGUAGUGGGAUCCGCUUGGACCCACUUUACAGAUUCUCGUCUCGUACUACAUAACUAUUUACUGUUUCGAGUCAUUUGUCUCAUGUAAUCUGUAGUCAUUAGUAGAUGUAUAAUAUCCAUAUGAAAAAUCAUGCCCGUAUUUAAGACAGAAAAAAUGCGGAUAUGGGUUCACGCGGACCCCAAGACACUAAUAAUGAUUUAGAUAUGAUUUUUCGCUUUUCUAUAACUGCCACCUGUUGCGUAUCGAUUUGUUUUCAAAUUAAAUACGUUCUGAUUCGCUUGCACGUUCACCUUUCAUAAUAGUAACUCACAUUUUUUUUGUAAAUUGCUAAAUUUUCUCUACGCUUUGAUAAAAACUAGUAAGAGUCAAUUUUUUUUCUUCGCAUCAUGCGUUCUUAUAUUGCCUCUAUAACAAGCGAUGAAUAAGUCGGUAGAGAAAAGAGGUACCUUACGUAAAGCAAAAUCAUCAUUUUCUGUAACUUUUACGAGGUGGGUCUGCGCGGACCCCAGGACACUGUUCAAGUUAUAAAAUGAGGACGGUAACCGAGAGUUAAGAAGUGGGACAUAGUUUAUAGAUUUUUUUCAACUCGACAAAAACGAUUCAUAGUUCUGUUUUGCAUGACAAUUUCAAUAAGACACAUUUUUUUAUUUUUUAGUUGUUUUCUAAAUAAUUUCGAAUCACUUCUUGCUUUAUUUAUUCCAAUUGCAAUCUUUAUCUUCCUUUUACUUAUAUUUGUAUUGGCUGCUCGUAUUAAUCUAAAACGUUUAACUAAAGAAGCAAUACGUUUACGUAAUAUACCAGAUGAAACAGAAAUUGAACCAGAAACAACUAAUGAUAAUGAUAAUGAUGAAAAUAAUUUAUCAUCAAAACCAAAUGAAACAUUACCAAUUAUAAUUCCAUCAAAUAAUCUUAAUAUUGAACAAGGAUUAGCACAUAUGGAUUGUCGUCAAUCACAUUUAGAUAGUUUAUGUUCAUCCGAUAUGGAUCAUCAACAUCAACCAUCAAAUCAAUUAAUAUCGAUAUUAUUUCAAUUAUUUCUACUGAUUUUUAUUUUUCUAUCAUGUAUAGCAAUUUAUAUACAUCCAUUACAAUCCUAUAAUAUACCAUUUGAACAUUCAAUUUAUAAUCAUUUAUAUGGAAUAUUUGUUUUAUUAUUAGCAUUUUAUACAUUGGCAUUUUAUAUCUUAACACGUUCUGAUUUAACAAUGCAUUGUCAAUAUUAUAAUUGUUGUCCAAAUCGAAAGAAAAAACGUUUAUUAAAUCAAUCAUAUAGUGAACCACCACCGCCACCGCAAACACCUCAAUUAUCACCAUCACAUCCAAUGAUAAUAUCAUCAAAAGAAAAUGAUGAUGAAAAAAUCAUAUUAAAUCAAAAUUUAAGUGGUGAUGAAUCAUUUACCGAACAAAUACCACCACCAUCACCACCACAUUCACAUUAUUCAUCAAGUCUAUAUCAAAGUCAAUUAACACAAAAUAAUGAAAUAGCAGCAUUAACAAAUGGUCAGACAUUUGGUUCAAAACAUCAAGCAACUAUUGCAUCAAAAUAUUAUGCACGUCAUCGACAUAUACUUAAAACAAAUACAUCAAGUAGUGAAAUAAGUUUACAACAAAAUGAAUCAAUUCCUCAUUCAACAUUAAAUGCUAUUCAACAAGAAUCUCCUACAUAUAUUGAUAAGCAACAAAUACAAUCGAAUCCACAUUAUGCAACCUCACCUAAAAAUUUAAUUCAUAGUCCAAAAAUGUCUCCUUUAAUUCAAAAUGGCAAUACACGAUAUAAUUUACCAUCUGUUGCAUCUCCUCGUACAUUCAUUCGUCCAACUACAUUAUCUCUUUCACCUCGUCCACAAUUAUCUCCAUCACAAGCAAUUAUUCGUCCAUUACCAAUUAUACGUCUUUCGUCUCCAAAUAUUAAUAAAAUAUAUUCAAAUCCUUCAUCAACAAUGACAACACCAACAACAACAACAUCAAAUGGUCGAAUAAGUCCAGUUGCUGAACAAAAUAGUGGUGGUCGUAAUUCCUAUCGUGUUAUGCCAUCACCAUCAACUGAAGAACGUCAAGCAACUUAUGUUUAUUUAAAUAAAAAUUCUCAUCUAAUUCAACAAGAAUCUUCAACAAAAGAAAAACCAUCUAUUUGGAAAAAACCAGUUAAUGGUCAUCUUCCACAUGUUGCAUAUAUUGAUGAAGAUGAUGAAGGUAGUGUUUCACUUAAAUCAUCUACAUGUG
This is a messenger RNA of Adineta steineri, 2285 nucleotides long. Lineage: Eukaryota; Metazoa; Rotifera; Eurotatoria; Adinetida; Adinetidae. The record is from the annotation of a GenBank genome assembly.